AUGGGUGCAGGGAUACAAUUACGAGUAUCAGACAGACGUCGGUGGUUGAUGCUUGGAGGAAAGUCAUCGGAUACGUCGUUUUGGUUGAGACUGGGAUCGUAUACUGUUGGAAAUGCCGCUGAUGCUGAGUUGAGCUCACUGUAUCGAAACUUUAUGGCCGAGCAGGGAUCCAAGUACAUACUGCAGCUUGCAGGUGGUGCUCUGCCCAUAACCAUCUCGUCGCCUCGCAUUGCAUGA
This is a messenger RNA of Fusarium venenatum, 237 nucleotides long. Lineage: Eukaryota; Fungi; Ascomycota; Sordariomycetes; Hypocreales; Nectriaceae. The record is from RefSeq and is a predicted model, not a curated record.